CAGCAACAUUUCCUGGUACAGGUUUAAGCUGAGACUGGUGUCACUUCGACACCACAUACUGAAAAAUGGCUUGUCCUGUCAACAAUGCAGCUGUGUUGAAUCCUGCCAUCCUGCCUCUAGACUGGCUCAUUGGCACUUGGAAGUCUGAUGAGCCGGGGGAGGGCUGUUUUCCGUCCAUCGAACCUUUCCGCUAUACAGAGGAGCUGCUCUUCAGUCAUGUUGGACAACCAGUUAUCAACUUUGCGUUCAAUGCCUUCCACGCGGAGUCGAAGAAGCCUCUACACAGAGAGUGUGGAUUCAUCAGAAUGCAGCCAGGAACCAACAGAGUGGCCUUCAUCAUCGCACAAAACUCAGGUUUGGUGGAGAUUGAGGAAGGGGAGUUGACUGGCCAGCAGCUAUGCCUGCAAAGUUGUGCGGUGGCAAGGACAUCUUUUGCCAGGGAGCCACACGUGCAGCAGAUCUCCAGAGUGCUUCAGCUCAGACCAGACGGGAGACUGGAACAGACCGUUUCCAUGUCAACAGACAACCAGCCACUGAUGCAGCACUUGCACAUCACAUACUGUCGCAGCACUUGACUUUCACUGCGUCUUCAUGGAGCAGAAUUCUGAGGAUACAUUACUGAAACUUAGCUUGGGUUGUUCUAUUAUUAUGGGCUUAUGAACCAGCUGUUGCUCAUUUAAGUUUAAUUCAUUUUGCAUAACACAAUCAUUUAACACGGUUAUCAUAAAUAAUUAUUUGCGUUUCUACACCGUCCUUUUCCAUUGUCAACUGACAUUUACAAGUUGGUUUGUCAAAGCUGCUUAUGUUUUUUUUUUAUGUGGGUUACACUGAAUUAUAUAAAAAUGGUUUGGAAUAAAUUUGACAUUAUUUCCUU
Messenger RNA from Synchiropus splendidus (mandarinfish), 874 nucleotides. RefSeq names its product THAP domain containing 4 (gene thap4). Lineage: Eukaryota; Metazoa; Chordata; Actinopteri; Syngnathiformes; Callionymidae. The record is from RefSeq and is a predicted model, not a curated record. The transcript has 5 exons. Bases 66 to 575 code for a protein of 169 amino acids.